This is a messenger RNA of Micropterus salmoides (largemouth bass), 12669 nucleotides long. It is a transcript of the gene tmem74b, whose product is annotated as transmembrane protein 74B. The transcript is spliced from 4 exons. The coding region runs from base 172 to 1032 and encodes 286 amino acids. NCBI's taxonomy places the organism in Eukaryota, Metazoa, Chordata, Actinopteri, Centrarchiformes, Centrarchidae. The record is from RefSeq and is a predicted model, not a curated record.
ACAUGAUCCAGCAGCAUCCAUCUCUCCGGAUGAGAUGUCCAAAGCAGUCAUCAGCUCCAGGAAGUGACAGCGAUGAUGAAAGAAAAAUGGAAAUAAAUAGGCUUAAUUAUCAAGUGAGGAUAAUGCAGAGCAGAGGGGUUGUGAAGACAUGAGCACAUCGGACACAUUUAGAUGGAGUCUUCUUUCAAUGCCGUAGAGCUCCGGGAGCUGCGGGGUGGUGGAGGCCGGCGAGGCGUGUCUCCGACACCACCCUCAGCACCCUGGACAGCGGCCACAGUGGGCUGCGUUGCCCGGGGGUUCGAGAACGCCUCCUACCAGCAGGACGAGGAGCUCGGCCACCAGCAGGGGGCCACAGCGUCGGCGGGGUGUCCGCCCUCAGCUUCAGGCAACAGCAAGGGGGAGCAGCAGAAUCAGGAGAUCUCUCCGCGGUCAUAUGAUGAGGAGGAAGGAGGUGGAGGGCAGGAGGACGGCCAGGACUUCACUGAGUUCAGCCCCGCUGAUGAUCACUCUGCCGACUACGGCUUCAUCUUCGCCCUGGUGUUCCUGGUGAGCGGGAUCGUCCUGGUGGUCAUAGCCUACACCAUCCCGCGAGAGGCCAAAGUCGACCCGGACUCCGUGUCGGCUCGCCAGAUGGAGAAGCUGGAGAUGUACUACGCCCAGCUGGGCUCCCACCUGGACAAGUGCAUCAUCGCAGGCCUGGGCCUGCUGACCCUGGGAGGGAUGUUCCUGUCUAUGCUGCUCAUGGUGUCCAUCUGCCGGGGCGAGAUGUACCGACGCAGGGCGGCGUUUGUUCGACCCAAGAGGACUUACGGUUCCAUCAACCUGAGGAUGAAGCAGCUGGCGACUGGAGAGGCAGUAAGCGGCGAGGGCGGGGACGGAGGUGAGGAUUUUUUGGUGGAACGUGCAGAGACAGGGAAUAACAUUCAGCCAGGACCUAGUGGGGACUCCAAAUCAGAACCAGGACCAAGCAGACACCCUCCUCCUGCCACAUCUUCCUCUUCUUCUACAAAUGCUGCACAUGGAGUCAACUAGCGGGGCUUUACUCUCACUCUGCAGCUGUUUUGCCUUCCUCUGAGUGAGCGCUCAGUUGCAAAACGGGGAUGCAAAAUGGUGCAGGCCCCCUGUUUGUGCCGGCAGGAGAAGCACAUCUUGAGCACAAGGCUCUCUGCUGGAGCGACCCAGCUUUAACCCGGCGUUUUUGGAUGAACGCUAAACCAAGUUUAUGGGAUAUUUAUUCUAACCAAUCAUAAGGGAUGUAUUACUUAACAAAAGAGAGCUCAACUCGGUAGAAGAAGAGAGGUAAGCCUAUGCCAGUGUGGAAAAGAGCACAUUUGGAGAUGAAUGGUUGAAUUUCAAAGAUUACAGUUACUAUAUAAAUCCUAGUAUGUUAAUCAGAGACUGAGUUUUACAUUAUAAAGCACAUCGUGUCCGACAGCCCUGGAGGUUCGUCGCCACUGCAGAAAGAAAAAUUACUUUAUUUAUGACGUCCGUCCGGUGUUGAAACUCUACAAAAGAUGUUCAAGAUUUACACCUUGGCACACUUUAAACGCCCAAUCUAACCUUAACACAAACAUUAAAUAUCUGACGUAGUCUAUCAUGCUACAUCUGUUGGAAAUUGGAGUGUCAUUACUGGACUGUCUAAAUAAAGUAACAUGGAAAGUGUGAUGCUAAAGCUCUCGCACAAAUUGACAGAGGCAACACUUUUGAAACUAAUAUUUAACUCUAGCGUGACAUUUACAGCCACCAGCAGCAUCAGCAAUAAAUUGUCAGUAACAGUAGAGAAGAUGAAGCAUAAAAUAAUCUAAUCUGUGUCACCACAUGCCCUCAAAAAAAGGAUGAUCAAUUUAAACCUGCAUUAAGCAAUUUGUUUGAUUUAUUAAUACGACUGUGUUAAAGUCUACUGUGACCUUGUUCUCAUAAUAUCAUGACUUUUUCUUGUAAUAUUUAUACUUUAAUCUCUAAAUAUAAUGACUUUUUUUCUCAAAAUAUUUUUUUAAAUUGUUCUUAAUUAUUUUCUAAAUUUGUUAAAUAUUGAUCUCGCCGGUUUGACUCCAGACAGAGACCUUUGUUGCCUCUCGUGCCUUCACCUCACUCUGUCAAUUAAAGGCAAAACAAUAAAAAAUAUCUCUAAAAUAAACAUUAGCUUAAUGCAGCUUUAAAAUUUGACAUUUCUAAAAUAUUUAGUUGAUUGAUUUUUGACUGUAAGGAAAUACAAUAAGAUGCAGAAAGAGGUAGGAGGGGAUGAUAAGAGGAGAGAGAGGUGUUAGACUGAGAGGACUGAUAUGAAUCAUUGUUAAGAGGGUGACACACAUUACCCAGAAAGCAUUGCAUCAGCAGUCCAGCAGCUCAUCUGUACUCUUACCUAGUCUGAUGUUGUUUGUCAGAAAUCAUUUCGCUCUCUCCUUGAUGGUUCUUUUGUGUUUUUAUCCAACCCUACACAGAUUUUGUCCCUGCGUCUUGGUCGCAAAUCGAUUCAUUUUGUUUUUCACGGUGGAAACUAGAUGAAGGAAAAACAUUUGGUUUUCAUCACAGGAAUGUCUCUACCCGGCCGAAUCCAUUUUUGUGUAGCUGUAUUGGGUCAUUUAGUUUGGAUUGCAUAUUUGUUUGAAGGUGAUUCUCAGACAGCCGGGAAAGACAUGUAAUUUUGUAAGUGACAAAACCAGACACAUAAAUCUGUAAAGGCGUGAAAGUCAACUCCCCAACAGUUUCUCACCCGACAGAGUGAUUUAACACUUUCACCGCUGGUGGCUCAAGGCCAUAGAUGACAGUUUUACAUAUACAAUGACACGAUGCUUCCCAUGAAUGAAACAAUAACAACCCAGAUCUCCAAAGUAUCAUGUCACAUAUCAAAUGUCUCAUGCUGCAUCACUCAAAACUGUUGCCUCAUGUUGACUAAUCAGCAUUUUCUGCAUCUAGCAUCACUUUCCACAACAUCAGAGUCUUUGUAUAAUGCUGCAAGUGAAAAUCCACAAUCAGAAUCUCCUUUGAAAUACGAAUGAAUGAUUAUCUGACAUUUAAAGGUCCUGAGAGUUUAGUGGACAAUGGAACUAGCAUGUGCUACAUGCUAGUUGCUGCUGUGAUAAGAAAAACUCACAAUUUCAGCUGCUGUGACUUUCCUGGUUUUAUUUAAUUGAAUGUUGAAAUGAAUCCUAACGGGCACAGCAAUUAUUAUAAUCAGUAUAUAAUCUAUGAAAAAAUAAUGUAGAACUGUGCUUUAAAUAGUGAAACAGUUCAUUCGAUUUAAAAGAACAAACAUCAAGGUGUCUUCAGUCUUUUUUUUCCUUUCUGGAGAAGAAGCUGGUUUUGACUGGACUGAACCUUUAAUGACACAGCGCCUACUUACUUAUUUGUAUUAUAUGUAAACAGAUGUUAUUUAUGUGAUGUAAGGAUACAAUAUGCCUUAAUGAGUAAACACAGACACUGUAAAUUAUGUAUACACAAGUAUUAUUAUGCUAAUGUAUUAAGGUCUGUAUAGUGAGACAGUUAGCCAAGGGUAAUGUAGCUACACACACACACACACACACACACACACACACACACACACACACACACCCAUAAUGUCCUCAUAAGACAGGUGUGCUCACAAACGAGUGUGUGACUCUGUACUUGUGAGAAAAUCUUAAUAUACACACACACACUGACAUACUAUCUCAAAGCUGUUUAUUAAGAUAUGUAUCACAUUUUAAUUUCGCAGUACAAAUAUACUGUAAAUAUUACACAUAGACAUGUCGGAUGUAGUCGACCAGCAACAGCUAAUGCUCAGAAACCAAAAUACGCAACACAGGCAUGCAAAAUUGGAAAACCUCGUCACGGUUGGAGCAAUUUCUUUCUGUUAGCAGCUUAAUAACCAACUCUGAAACUGAGCAGCUGAACAAAAGCUGAACAAUUGUGCUUCAGUGCUGAACAUUGAGAUUCAUUAAAUCACAAAAAACUCAUGGGAAAACUAAUAGAAUUUAAUCAUUAGUAGAUAUUAGGGCUGCAACUCAUGUUUUCUUUCACUGUAGAUAACAUUUUUGGUCCAUAAAAUGUCAAUGUCAAAGAUAUUUCCAAAAAUCCAAGUUGACAUAAUUUAAAAAAACAGCAAAUAUCCCCAUUUUAGUGUCUGAAAACAGUUUUGCUUAAAAAAUAACGUAGACAAAUAAUCAAAUCAAAAUAGUUGCCUAUUAAUUUAGUGUUCAGUAAUCAUUUAAUUGAUCGUUGCAACUCUAGUAGAUACACAGUUGUUAAAAUGCUAACUGUAAUCAUGUACUGUAUUCAUAAUAACUGGUAUAUACUCGCAUCAAUCUUCCCUAAAGUGUUCUGCAGGAAAAUUAAAUUAAGUUAAUUUUACCACAAAUUUAUUUACUUCCUAUAUUAUACAUUACUUGGUAAUGGCAGUGUCAGAAGCACUGUUCGAUAAUCUCUGGUGCAGCAGGUUCAUUUUAAAGACUGUUCUGUUGCUGGACAGUCACAGGUUCAAUCCCGGCUAUAGUCUGUCUCUGCUGAGGUGUCCUUGAGUAAAGAAAAGACUCGUCUCUGGCUGCUUCUGGUGAAUUCACAUGAGAGAGCUUCUUGGUUAAAUCUUAAGACGACUUUUGCUCGGGCACUUGUAGCUGCAGGAGACUUCUCCCCCCAAGAAAAACAUUAAGUUUUUUACAUUCAAUUGAUGUUAGCGGCUUCAGUAAUUCUGACUUUUUUUCACUCAGAAGCAAAGGGAGUUGAUGAUGUUGUUAUAGAGCUACAAAGUCAGCAGAUGGAGGAGUGAUGCGGUCAGAUGGGUUAAUAAAAAGCCACUGUUUGUUUCCCCUUUCCUACUGACAGUCCCUAAAGCUAACCAAACCGUGACCAAAGCCGUAUAAGAUCAGAAAAUUCUUUUAUUUUUACAAAACUGAUUUGUAAUGGUUUUGAAAGGCACAGUGAGUAUGUUGUCCUGCUGAGGGGCAAACAAUGCAUUUUGUCUUUUAAUUUAAAGCACUUGAAAUGUUUUUAAUAUUUUGUACUAACAAGUUGAUCCUGCUGUAUGUAAGUGAAGCAAUGAGGCAACUAUUUAAGCUCUGUUAUCUUUGGUGUUUGAAGUAGAUGGUGACACAGGAGUGGAUUUUCACUCCUGUGUCAUCCCAUUUUCACAAAAACACGUCCCAUUCCUGAUUAGAACUGCAUAUUUAUAUAUAAAAAGCUGUGAUAAAUAGUGAAAUUGACUCCCGUCCGGAAUAAAAUGCCCGCUUCUAGUUUGAAGCUAAAAUCUCCCACAGCCAUGCCAGCUGAGGUUCCUCUGUUAAUCAAAGGUUGUCUGAGAAAUAUCCAGCCUCCUUCUCACUUUCACAGUUCAGAGUGUGAUCACACUUACUUAGUUUGUGUCUGGAAUAUAAUAAAAUCUGUGACAAGUUUUAGUAAAUGUCAUCCUGCCAGAUUAGUUUGGCACGUUCAAAAUAACACGUGUAUAUUUAUCAAACUUCUGGAAGUUAAGACAUUUAUAGUGAUAACUCCCUGUGCGCUGGUGUUCGCUGGCGUGGACUGCAGGUUCAUUUUAAGCAUCUGAUAUUCAUAUUUGAGCCAUCUUAACUUAGACAGCAUUAUUCUGUCCUGCUCUAACAAGCUGGACUGACGUCGUAAAAAGGUCCUGAAGGUAGCCGCUGCAAACCUGCAGUCUGGAAAACAUUUAUUACCUGAUUAUCUAUAAUAUCCAUGACACACAAAACAAAUUACAUUCACCUCCAUUGUAAUCGGCGGCAGCAGCAGAAGCGCCAGUGGUGUCAGGUGUCAAAUAAAACCAAAACUGUCUUCAUGAUAAACAUUUAUGUACCAACAAAAACUGACCCUUUAGAGUUGAAAUUGUCUUGAAGUAGAAAAUCAGUUCACUUCUUGAUACCACCUUUAAUGUGUGUCUUGAUAAUAAAUUAUAGAAUAUUGUUCCAUUAAGAAAGCAUUUGAUCUGUGGCUGUUUAUGCGGUCAACAGAUGUUCGCUGAGGUUAUUGCUGCUCGCUCGCCCUGCUGCGGCUCCGCCCUGGCUUACUCCACUUUACACUAAUUUGAAUUUUAUAAUAUUUGAUGCUUAAAAUGAUACACACACAGAAACAUCGAUAUGGAAAUGCUACUACAUGUUUAAGAUGAGACUCUAAUCCUGAAUGAUGCAUGAUGAGCACCACAGUGUACAAUCUGUACAUCACCAGUUUACAACCAGAAGUAAAGAGCACACAGGCUUCCGUGAUUUCGGUAUGAUUAGGAGAAAAAGAAAAAGAAAUAAGAAGUCAACAGAGGCAGCAGAGGUGAGAGAGUGAAGGAGAUUAAUGGAUGUGGGAGAGCCGAUGCAGCGGAGACGCCGGAUGACGUGAGCUGAUUCUUGAAGAGAUGGAUUCUCAGCUUGCAGGGGGGGAGGACAGGGAGUGACUCUGCAUGAAGCUAAAUACUUCCAAAGACACUAUCAGGUUUCCCAGAGUGAAACAACAAACAGACAGACACGACUCUACUUAAGGUUUUAACGAGCGUGAAAAAGCCCUCUAACGCUGAUUCUUGUCGAGGGCCAGAGAGAGAGAAAUUAGACCUGCUUCAACCUGCAGCUCCUCAUUAGAGGGGGGAACAACACAGCAGCAGAAACACAACACGAUAGAGGGAAUGAUUGUUCUUGCUGGUUCGCUUCACACAGGUUGGACGCACAGAGCUGGAAGAAAAAGGUUUUUAGAGUGGGGUUUAGUUACACGCACGGAUGGAUAGAAUCAGGUCACGAGGAAGCAGACUAAAAGGUUGUUGAUUGCUUUUGUGGAAAAAACUCUGCACCUUUAAAGGAGAAGUGCUUUUCCAGGUGUUAGACUGCUGCUUACGUGAAAAAAAAGGUAGCAUAAAGCCUUUUGUGUCUCCAGAGGGAGCUGUGUUAAGUCUGAAAAAAUGUCCUGAAGACUACAAGUUUAAAAAUGACAAAUGUGAGUUUUGCUGCGUUCCAGACAACUCAGAUCUCGCCCUCCUGACAGUAAAAGUACAAUGAAACGUCAGAGUUCCUACUUGUGAACUCGCAGCGAAUCCAUCUACCCCGUCUUCACAAAGAAGCAGAUGUCUGACAUCUCAAAACAAUGGCUCGUGGAACUGCAUAUCAUAAAUGGUAAACCAUCAACAUGAAGUAUAUUCGCCUGUGUUACAUGUAAUACAUACGAGCAUAUAGUAAAACCUGUCCUCUGUGUAAAUUGAUGUUGAAAUAUGUCGCUAGUGUUAGUAUUAAUUACAAACUUAAUUAGGCCUACAGUAAACAAUCAAACAAAAAGUCAUCUUCUUUGCACAAAAGUUGCAAAAUUUUUUGAAAACAGUUAACGUAUAUUUAUGUCAAUCGUUUUCAUUACAACAAAGUGCACUGCUGCGAUUCAAUCAUAUGUACCCAAGAAACAUCAGAUUGUCACGGUCAGUCUGUUUUUUGUUUACAUUUGGCGUUGUGCACCUGGAACGCUAAGAAGUUGGAAAUUUCCUCUGGACUUUGACAGGAACACAACAUAAGAAAGAUGUGAACUUACCAGACAUCUGUAGCUCGCUGCUCAUCUCUGCUGCAGGCUACAUUAGCCGACCCAGCUGUUGGCGAUGUAGUUGCAUUGUGGGUAACGUAGACAAUAGAUUUUGACAAGGAAGACGAAUGAGUGGAAUUAAAAAUACGAUAUCUCUGGUUCUGCUGCAUCGAUUUUGUCCAUCGUGAGGCUCAUGAUAUUAUCGAAGUGGAAUAAUAAAGAAUAUACAGUAUACAUACAAAAUACAUCUUGAACCGUGAACACAUCCUAAAAUACGUGAAUGGAUAUUUACUAGAAAUGAGAACAGAAGAAGAGAGCGGGAGGGAGAAUGGACAUGUGAGUGUGGAGCCUCUGAAAAGAGCAAAACUAUGUUUCUGUUCCUCUGUGACGUGUUUGAAUGUCAAGACCGACCACGAGCACCUUGGCCAAAGACAGAGAAAAUCAAUCUUUAUUCUGUCGGCAGCACGAUGACUCUGUUACCAUAGAAAUGGUCUAUUUAUAACAAGCACUGUAGGUAGAGCAGUUCUCGGAUGUCAUGGAAAGUGCUUGUGAGGGCACCACAGAGGAGACAAUGUUAUAAACUCUUGAAACCUCUGAUUGUAUCCCCGAGGAGGGAAAUAUAUAAAUGCAAGGAGCCUUUGGGACUUUGCAGGAAUAAAUUACACAUUUUUAGGACAAAUCAUCUGCAGGUGGACAUUUUCCAAGAACCAAAGCUUUAAUUCACACCAGGCCAAGGGCGGAAUUUAGCUGAGUAGUCACAACUCGCUGCAGGAAAUCAUGAGGACGAAGCAGGCAGAUUGCCCCGCUAUGCUAAUGAAUAAAGCCUUAGCAUGGGAUUUAGAUUAGUUUUUUUCAAUUUGGUUGCCACAGAUAAGUCAGAUCACUUGGUCAUCAAAUCCCAAAUUUACCGUAGCUACACCUCUGAUUAUUGCCAUGUGAAUGACUUAGUGUAAGCGAUGUAUUUAUGAGUGUGCGAUGGGUAAAUAUCUGUAUAUAAUUAGAUAGAAGAGAAUGUCUGCAUUCGUGGAAUACAAGAACCAUGUUUGAUGGUCAACUAAUGUCCCAAAAUAUACUGAAAAACAUUUUAUAACUCAUUAGCCUUCCUUCUAUUUUGGUAAUAAUCUACUACAUAAAUAUAUAUAUAAAUAUCAUAAAUAUCUACUACAUUUCAGAACCACAGUUUCCAUGAUGCUUUAGAACAGGAAAUAUAAUGUUAAAUAUUUACAUUUGGGCAAAUUGGCUUCAUUAAAAGUAGCAGAUUUAGAUAUUAGCAUUUCCUGUUUGCAGUGGUCCCAUGGAUGUAAAGACAGCUGCCACUGAUUUACUUUAUUUGCUGUGGACAUGGAAGGAAAUAAUGUCCUUGGAAAGUGUAAGUCACACUGAAUCUAAAAAUAAAUACAUCAUGACCAGUGGCAUUAGUACAGAUGGUGCAGCCAGUGCAAUGCACCUGGGCCCAGCUGAUUACAAGGGGCCAUGAGGGACAGCGACAAUUACUGCCUAGAUUGUGAUCAGAUGAUGUCAUCCAUUCAUUCAUAGCGUGUAGGCCUCUGAUGAGUUGCUGUACUUUUCCUAUUCACUAUUUGCUCUGUGAUUAUUGACAUACUGUGUAAGCUGCUGUGUGUUGAUUUGUUACUGACGGAAAAGCUGAAGCUGACGGUGGUGGUUUGAGUGCAGAGAAAGGCUGUUAGACCUACCUUGAUAGACUUGGCACUUGGGCUGCUGUCCAUGGUGCUGAUCAAAGGCUGCAGGUUUGCAAUUGCAUGGAGUCAAGUGUUUGUAUGCCCGUAUGUAUACAAGCGUGCUUUUUUGCCCCAGGGCCUAGCAAAUUUAUGUUACGCUGCUAAUUAUGACUGUUUUCAUUUAUUAUUUUAACACAAAUUGCAGCAAUCCGGCACAAAAUGUUGUGUUGCAGUGUUAAAAGUGCAUAAAGUACGAUAAUAUCACCCGUGAGCUGCGUGUCACAGCCACUGUUGACUCUGUUGACUGUUUAAAACCUCUGAUAUAAAGGAAUGCAGAAUAAGGCAACGCGCAGUUACAAGCAAAUGCAUCAGAGACAAUCUAUGUUCCUGUUUGUCCUCUCCAGACCAGAAACACUCCUCCUCCCCCUUCUCCACACUGAGGGGUCAAAUGUCAAAGGUCAGUUACAGCACAGUGUUCCCACAGCUGCUUGCGAUUCAGUACUUCACUCAAGGACACUUCAGCGGCACGCAGGGUGCUUGACCCGGCGCUCGGUCUCAUUAAUCACUACACUAUCUGCAGCUUCAGAAAAACCAGACAAGGUUGCCAACACAGUGAACACGAGCACCUUGUAAAAAAUGUAACCUCAAAUAAGCAGCUCUUUAAGCUACCAGAUAAAGAAAACAGAGUAAAAUCACAGUUUACGCCUACAAAUCUCCACAAAGCGCCCACUGAAAACAUGCUUCCCUUUAUGUACAGAUUUAAUACGCACACAUGUAACACACAGCAGUAGCAUUUUACUCAGAGACUCAAUGAAUGUACAAAUUAAUACUGCAAUGCAGGAGGUGGCACCAUCGCAGCAGUGUCAUGCAAUAUCACACGAUCCACAUGUGUAAACAGUCACGUGAUUUCGCCUUGCAAACACUAUUGUAUAAACAUUCCUGCUUUUUUUUUAUUAUUCUGUCUUAAACGUGAAUUAAUGUAUAUUUAACGAGAUAAUGCGAUAUUUCACUUAGGUGGGAUAUUUUUGGGGGCCAAAGCAGACGUGUCCAAACGCUCAUUAGCAUCAAUGUCCACUGACUGAGGAAUCUGUCACCAUGGUAACUUGUUUUAAAGGGGCAACAUGUGAACUGAGGCCUUUAUUGACCCUCCACUGGUUAAUCGAAUCCAUAAAAAAAUCCAGAAUAAAAAGUACUGUUAUGUAAAUAUUAGGAGCUGAUGCAUCUGGAUAAACAGCUGGUGGCUCUACUUUCGUCGCUGCUGUUAAACCAUCACAGAAGAAGAGGACACAACGAAGGGAAACAGAUGUUAAUGUGAGGAAGGUUUCGUCCUCCUCCUCACACACAUCUGAUGUUUUCAGCUCUUCACCAGAUGCUUCAUAUACGUCAUCAUUUAUUCACUAAGUCCAGUUUCCACGUUGCAUUUUUGUUUUUAUCUAUACAACAACUCUUCCACCUCAGCCAAGAGUAAAAAGAUUUGAGAUAUUUCGACUUUAAAAAAAGAUGUGCAUGAAAAAGAAGUGUAGGGGAAGCCACUUAAUGAGGUUUGGAAAUCCUGCUUUGUUUCAGAUAAGUCUUCAGUAUGCAGGCAAAAUGUGAUAAAUCCUGGGUUAAUGCAGGUAUUGUUCUCAGGAAACUGGACAAGAAUUCCCAGAAAAUCAAUUCCCAGCAUUCAACCCUAAACCGGAUAUCCUAUGAUGUUUUGGGGUUCAGUAAUCAUUCAGGUCAGUAUUCACUGUUCUCUGAUAAUGAUUUAUGGGUACGUUGUUGCCCCUUUAACUUGUUAACAAUAUUUAUUAUCCCAGAUUACAGUGUGAACUCAUCUGCUCCUGUGUCACGGUGAAUGUCAAUAACACUAUCUGAAAAUAUCUAACUAAAUGUGCUGUUAAAUAUGCUGUAAUAUUUCCGAAAGCUAUAACAGGAAAGUGACAGGAAAGUGACAGACGCCCCGGGGCAGCUGAAUGUUCAUGAAUUUAAUUGUAUAUAAAAAAAGAAAGAAUCUAUUCUAUCCAGGUGAAAUAUCGCUUUAAGUAACCAGAGUGAAAUGAUACUUGUUAAAGUCUAUGAAAUGUAUAAGAAGAAUGAAAAAAAUAUUACGUGGCCUGAGAAAGGAGUUGUGUGUCCGUUUGUGAUGAUGUGAAUCUUUUGCAAUCAAUAAAUGACAAUGAAAGUAACAAUUAGCACAUUAAAGGGAUUCAUGUCACUUGUACUUAAAGUUGUUUUCUACAUUAGUUAGUUGAGCUAACUCAGCUGGUGGGAAUGUUUAUCGGUCACAGAGUUGUUAUAAGGUUAUAUAAUCUACUAAUUAAGAAUAGUGACAUAUCCCUAUUUAACCUAUGUGAAAACCGGGGUCUAUAAACUGUUAUAAAGCCGAUGGGGGUUGUAUUAUAACUUACAAUGUUUUGUUUUAAAAACUGUUAAUCCAGAAAUGUUAUUAAUGACUUUAAGAGAAACUCCAGCAGCUUUUUCUUCCCAUUUUUCUCUUCACAUUCAGCUAAAAUGCAAAUGACGAAGAAACACAUUAAAUCCGAGUGAAAACCAGUCAAAGGUCACAAACUUCUCGAAAUGAAUUAGAUCGUUUCUUUGGUGAAAAUAAGCCUUAUAUAUCACAUGAUUCAGAAGUGGUCUCUGUACUUCUACUCUGUGAUCAGAUCACCUGCCAAACUGGAUGUAUGAAACUUUACUCUCAGUUGAUCUGGUUCAGAGUGAAGAAACAAACAUGUGGACUUGAAAGCUUCUGCAGCGCCUGUUGAGUUCUUUCCUUACAGAGUUGUUAUAUAAGAUGUGGGAAUGUCUCUAAGCCAAGGAUGACGUUUGAAGGUUUUCGCACCACAAAGAAUCUAAAUAUUUGUUUUAAUUUCUGUAUUUAAACCAGUGAUGAAUAUUCUGUUGCAGAUGUGUUAUCUUGUAUUGUUUUCGCUCCUGAUAACAGAUCAAUCAAAGUCUAACAAUGGUUAAGUGGUUGUAACUGCACAGACUGCUGGUUUGCUCAGUGGUGUAUUUUGUAAAGAGCACAGUUACUUGUGUGCAAUGUGUUGUAAAAAUUAUCAUAAUCUGACAUGUUUAUUUGUGACAAUUAUUCAUCAUCAUUUUAUAAAUCUUUAAAAUCCCACUCCUCUUAAAACAUUCCUCUUAAAACCAUCUCAUGUGAAGUCAAAUAAGGAUGAAUGUGAAGAGCUAAAUGUUGUGUAACUGAAUUGAGGAAAUACUAUAUAUCGUCACUCUAGAAAUUGUUCCAACACACAGACACACACACAUAUAUACAGUAUAUAUGAACUUUUACCUGAUCAUUUAGAGAAACAGGUCCAUCUCUUAUGUUUGAUCCCCACUCACAGUGACAUAAACGCUGCUUUGUGUGCUUCAGGAGGCCGUUGAAUCUGCAUGUUAUUUAUGUGUGACGCCGUAAAGGUCCGAUGCCUUGUUCCUGUACAUACUGAGGAGCUGUGUACUGUAUGUAACGAUGAUGAUGCUGAUUUUUAAGUAUGAUUUUGUUAACGUGACCAAUAAAAUUUCUGUUGUUGUUUUUAAA